This is a messenger RNA of Heterocephalus glaber (naked mole-rat), 5878 nucleotides long. RefSeq names its product Cl-/H+ antiporter 3 (gene Clcn3). Gene Ontology annotation, biological process: transmembrane transport; chloride transport. The record is from RefSeq and is a predicted model, not a curated record. Gene Ontology annotation, molecular function: voltage-gated chloride channel activity; chloride:proton antiporter activity. NCBI's taxonomy places the organism in Eukaryota, Metazoa, Chordata, Mammalia, Rodentia, Bathyergidae. Gene Ontology annotation, cellular component: synaptic vesicle; Golgi apparatus; early endosome.
ACGCGUCGACGCUAGCGACGUACCUGUCGGACUCCGGACCCCUGCCGCUUUUCUUCCCUUUCCGUGGGUCAGGGCCGGUUUGGUCCAGAACCGCAGCCUCCUUUUCAGCCCUAUUUCGCCCGCAACCCGGAAUCAGGCUGGAAAAUGAGGAAGGGGGGUGUGGAGGCUUGAAAGCCAUCCUACUUUCCUCCCGAGUUGGACCAUGGAUUCAGUUUUAGUCUUUUGAGAGGGAAGUGAGGUUGGGGAUUUUUAUUUUUAAUUUUGGAGAGAAGCAGGUUGACUCUAAGGUCCUUCAUAGCAAGAGGAUUUAACUUAAUGCUGCUCCCGUGUAUGAAAGAGGACAAAAAAAAAAAAAAUACCACCUAGCAAAAUUUACGUAACCUCUUCAGUAGAAAAUCGCGAUAGUUUUCGUUGUGUGUCAAGCUUUUUCUAGACGAACCUCCCAGGGUAGCUAGGUUUUAGGUUUGAAACAGAUGCAGAAUCCAAAGGCAGCACAAAAAACAGCCACCGAUUUUGCUAUGCUUCUGAGCUGCGAGAUAAUCAGAGAGCUAAAUGGAGUCUGAGCAGCUGUUCCAUAGAGGCUACUAUAGAAACAGCUACAACAGUAUAACAAGUGCAAGUAGUGAUGAGGAACUUUUAGAUGGAGCAGGUGUUAUUAUGGACUUUCAGACUUCUGAAGAUGAUAAUUUGUUAGAUGGUGACACAGCAGUUGGAACUCAUUAUACAAUGACAAAUGGAGGCAGCAUUAAUAGUUCUACACACCUACUGGAUCUUUUGGAUGAACCAAUUCCAGGUGUUGGUACAUACGAUGAUUUCCAUACUAUUGAUUGGGUGCGAGAGAAGUGUAAAGAUAGAGAACGGCAUAGACGGAUCAACAGCAAAAAGAAAGAAUCAGCAUGGGAAAUGACAAAAAGUUUGUAUGACUCAUGGUCGGGAUGGCUAGUAGUAACACUGACAGGGCUGGCAUCAGGAGCACUGGCUGGAUUAAUAGACAUUGCUGCUGACUGGAUGACUGACCUAAAGGAAGGAAUUUGCCUUAGUGCAUUAUGGUACAACCAUGAACAGUGCUGUUGGGGAUCUAAUGAAACCACAUUUGAAGAGAGGGAUAAAUGUCCACAGUGGAAAACAUGGGCAGAGUUAAUCAUAGGUCAAGCGGAGGGUCCUGGUUCUUACAUCAUGAAUUAUAUAAUGUAUAUCUUCUGGGCCUUGAGUUUUGCCUUCCUUGCGGUUUCCCUGGUAAAGGUAUUUGCCCCAUAUGCCUGUGGCUCUGGAAUUCCAGAGAUUAAAACUAUUUUGAGUGGAUUCAUCAUCAGAGGUUACUUGGGAAAAUGGACUUUAAUGAUUAAAACCAUCACUUUAGUACUUGCUGUGGCAUCAGGUUUGAGUUUAGGAAAAGAAGGUCCCCUGGUACAUGUUGCCUGUUGCUGUGGAAAUAUCUUUUCCUACCUCUUUCCCAAGUAUAGCACAAAUGAAGCUAAAAAAAGGGAGGUGCUAUCGGCCGCCUCAGCUGCAGGUGUUUCUGUGGCUUUUGGUGCACCGAUUGGAGGAGUUCUUUUUAGCCUGGAGGAGGUUAGCUAUUAUUUUCCACUUAAAACUUUAUGGAGAUCAUUUUUUGCUGCUUUAGUGGCUGCAUUUGUUUUGAGAUCCAUCAAUCCAUUUGGGAACAGCCGUCUGGUCCUUUUUUAUGUGGAGUAUCAUACACCAUGGUACCUUUUUGAACUGUUUCCUUUUAUUCUCCUUGGGGUAUUUGGAGGGCUCUGGGGAGCCUUUUUCAUUAGGGCAAAUAUUGCCUGGUGUCGACGACGUAAAUCCACCAAAUUUGGAAAAUAUCCUGUUCUUGAAGUCAUUAUUGUUGCAGCCAUUACUGCUGUGAUAGCCUUCCCUAAUCCAUAUACGAGGCUCAACACCAGUGAACUGAUUAAAGAGCUUUUUACAGACUGUGGUCCCCUGGAAUCCUCUUCUCUCUGUGACUACAGAAAUGACAUGAAUGCCAGUAAAAUUGUUGAUGAUAUUCCUGAUCGUCCAGCAGGCGUUGGAGUGUAUUCAGCUAUAUGGCAGUUAUGCUUAGCACUCAUAUUUAAAAUCAUAAUGACCGUAUUCACUUUUGGCAUCAAGGUUCCAUCAGGCUUGUUCAUCCCCAGCAUGGCCAUUGGAGCGAUUGCAGGAAGGAUUGUGGGGAUUGCAGUAGAACAACUUGCCUACUAUCACCAUGACUGGUUUAUCUUUAAGGAGUGGUGUGAGGUCGGAGCUGAUUGCAUUACACCUGGCCUUUAUGCCAUGGUUGGUGCUGCUGCGUGCUUAGGUGGUGUGACAAGGAUGACUGUCUCCCUGGUGGUCAUUGUUUUUGAGCUUACUGGAGGCUUGGAAUAUAUUGUUCCUCUUAUGGCUGCAGUAAUGACCAGUAAAUGGGUUGGCGAUGCCUUUGGUAGAGAAGGCAUCUAUGAAGCACACAUCCGUUUAAAUGGAUACCCUUUCUUGGAUGCAAAAGAAGAAUUCACUCAUACCACCCUGGCAGCUGAUGUCAUGAGACCUCGGAGGAAUGAUCCUCCCUUAGCUGUCUUGACACAGGACAACAUGACAGUGGAUGACAUAGAAAACAUGAUUAAUGAAACCAGUUACAAUGGCUUUCCUGUCAUAAUGUCAAAAGAAUCUCAGAGAUUAGUGGGAUUUGCCCUCAGAAGAGACUUGACAAUUGCAAUAGAAAGUGCCAGAAAAAAGCAAGAAGGUAUUGUUGGGAGUUCUCGGGUGUGUUUUGCACAACACACCCCAUCUCUUCCAGCAGAAAGUCCUCGGCCAUUGAAAUUGCGCAGCAUCCUCGACAUGAGCCCUUUUACAGUGACAGACCACACCCCAAUGGAGAUCGUGGUGGAUAUCUUCCGAAAGCUGGGGCUGAGGCAGUGCCUCGUCACACACAACGGGAUUGUCUUGGGGAUCAUCACAAAGAAGAACAUUUUAGAGCAUCUCGAGCAACUAAAGCAGCACGUGGAGCCCUUGACGCCUGCUUGGCAUUAUAACAAAAAAAGAUAUCCUCCGUCAUAUGGCCCAGACGGCAAACCAAGACCCCGCUUCAAUAAUGUUCAACUGAACCCCAUAGAUGAGGAGAGAGAAGAAACAGAAGAGGAAGUUCAUUUGUUGAAUAGCACAACUCUUUAACCUGAGGGAGUCGUCCACUUUUUUUUCCUCCUUUAAAAAAAAAUUAAAAAGGAAAUAUAAAAGCCAGGCUUUUGCAUCAUGGUUUGCAAAUAAUGCUGGUGGAAUGGAGGAAUUGUUCAGGAAGGAAAAGAGAGAUGUUUCCCCAGCUGCGAGCAGCAAAUCAGCUCCUGUUGUGUUCUGCACUGGAUGCAUUCAGUGGAGGAUGUGCUGUGAUAGUGCAGGCUUGAGCCUCAACGGAGAUGACGCUGGAGUCCUCGAGCACCUGGCCUAUUUCCAACACUGCAGAGACGUGUUAUCAGUCCCUAUUUCUGGAGGGAUGACUUUGAAUUGAGCCAUCUAUAAGACUGCAAAGUCUUGCCCUUUUUUAUCAGAACUGUUCUGUUUAAUUCAUGAAUUGUGUAGUUAAGCAUUACCUUUCUACAUUCCAGAAGAGCUUUUAUUUCUCUCUCUCCUGAGCUGUAACAAAGCCUCUUAAAUUGGUGUACCCUGUUGAAGCAGUCCUUUCUCAUAUUGAGAUGUACUGUGAUUUUACUGAGGUUUCAUCACAAGAAGGGAGUGUUUCUUGUGCCAUUAACCAUGUAGUUUGUACCAUCACCAAAAGCUUGGAACAGUGCACACACACCAUGUCAAAGGCUUGCCCAGCAGGUAAAAUCUUGAGUGAAGUAUGAACAAAAUCUCCCAACUUGUGUGCUGUGUGGUUCAGAAUGAAAAACAGUGAAAACUUUAAAGGAUAAACAGUUUUUUUUUCCUCUCAGACUUUAUGGAUAAUGUGACCUGGUCUUAUGCAAAUUUUCUAUUUCUAAUACUACUAUGAUAUACAAGUGCUGUUCAGCAUAAUUAAACAAAAAGCUGCUGCUCUGACAGUAAAGAGAAGGAAGUAUUCUGUUUAACUGUAUCUGGUAUUGCAUGUUUAAACACUGGAAUUUCUUUCUUGAAAUUAGAUCAUUCUUUUGUUUCCUCAAGAUAUUUUACUGCUGACACUGAAGAUAAAAUGUAAUUCAUAACUUGCACUAAAUGUACAAUUCUUUUCUUAAAAAUUUACCAUCUUAUUUAUAUUUUUAUGGAUUAAAAUUUAUAAAAAUACAGAUCAGUUACUAUCACACUUAAAUAAUUUUACCUUUUUAAUGUGAUUUUUAUAAACUAAUUCUGACUUAUAAAUAUGGAGAUGUGAAAAAACGUUUACAAUGGGAGCAAGGGUUUAAAAAGCUUGUGCUGACUUCUCCAUGAUCCAAUGUGUACAUUACCUUUUCCUGAUCUUUCACUGCCAUCCUCUGGAUUAUGUAUAUCUUCUGAUCUGUCCAUUUUGACCCACAAACUGGAACAUUCAAAACAUUAUAAAUUACCUAGUGAAGUAAAACCCAAAAUUAGGGUUAACCUUUUUUUUAGAAAAUUUUUAAAAAUGAAAACAAUAAAAUUGUAAAGGUAGCAGUUAAAAUUUUAAUGUAAGUAUAAUCUUUCAAUCUCUGGGUAGGUCACCUCCAUAACUGAAGUGUUUGAUGAUAAGUUUGAGUAGCCACAAUGCACAUUUUUACAGGAUGAGUUAAAAUGUACUAAAGUGUUCAGAAUUUUUGUUUUUGGAAAUGUCUGUUUUAAUCAUGGUCUUAGUUCACCCUUAGCAAAGGCAAUUUACUCAAAAAAUAUCCUACGAUUGUGCAUUUCUGAUAAGCAAAUGACUUUUUGCAGACAGACAUUUUCUGAAACAUAACUGGCAGUGAACCAUUGUUACAUUUUGAAAGUGAUUCUUCCCUUCCUAGUUCUUAAUAAUAUACCUGUUAAGAGCUGUAAGAUCACCUAAGACCUAUGACCUUGAAGACUUAAAAGAUCAUGAAGCCAUAUUAGAAUGAUAAUUGAAAGUUAAACAUAAUAUUAGGAGUUUUGUGAGCUAUUCUUAGCUUUGCUAUCUGCCAAAAAUUACUAUUUGGUCCUCAUUACUUCCUCCAUUUGGCAGACUUCAGUUUUCUUCAUAGACCUGUCACUUAUUUUGACUAUCCAGAGUAAUUAUUUCUAAAUGAUAGUUCUGUAUAUCUUCAUCUGUCUUAAAUAUCUUUGCAGUGUGCAAUUCACUACGAGACUUUGAACUUCUCAGCAUGGCUCAUGGAUGACUAAUUGCCCUAAAUUACAACCCUUCAAAGGAGAAACCAGUUUUCUUGCAGGUGUGUCAUACAUUAAAUUGCACAUGGAUUUUAUUUUGCACAUUUUCCAUUUUGAUUUCAAGUCCUGCUUUCAUUGCCCAUCUUGCUUCAGACUGACAUUUUAGGAUGGAUAUUAAAGCAUAAAUUUUCUUUGGUAUAUUUCCAUCUCAGUGUGUCUUACUACUGAAACAUAGGAAAGGUGCCGUAUUUUUAAUGCAUUUAGAGGUUUUCUUUGAUAUUAUUAUCCCAUUUCUCUUUUUGAUACAUUGUCUGCUUUUCAACCAAAUGAUGAAGUAGUGGAGAACAUGACAUACAUGUGCCUAGCUAAUUGGCAAAUUAAUUAAUAUAAUAAGUGUAGCGCCUUAUUUGAGUACCCUGUUUGAGAAGGUAUAAUGAAAAUGGGCAGGAGUGUCAGCAUCUUAUUAAUAAUUGCUUUCAAUUUUUGGUUCACAAUGCUUAGUUUGUUAAUCUGUGAUGUUGCCUAGAGCUGUAUUUAUGUUUAUACUAGUGUAGUAAAGCUGCAUAUCAUUACAGUAAAAAUGAUUACUGUGAUGAGUUAAUCAGAAAAAUCUAUUAAAACCUAUAUGACAAUG